CUCAUUGAGUCGUGCCUCAGAAGCAACCUAGUUCUCAGUGUUCAUCGGGGCACAGGGUGGCUAGAGCUGCUCCCCCCGAGCACCGUUCCCGGGUAGAGCCCCCCGCCUGAGCCCCACAUGAUGGGCGGCCCCUUCGUUCUUGCGGGCCCUCGAUGGCCGAGGGCAGACCCCGUCUCCUAGCAACACAGAAGGAGAACCUGCUGAUGUCGACACCCGGGUGCUGAGGCACCUCUCGAGGAUGUGGAGCCGGUACCCAGAGCCGCAGCUCAUGAUGGGCGCCCCAGCUGGGCUGCUUCUAGGGCUUGUGGCCAUGCUAAGGCUGUUGGGGACACAUGGCUACGAGCCAGAGACCUGUGGGAAACGGCCCCUGGCACCCAGCCAUGGUGGCAACGUGCGGAUUGUGGGGGGCGUCGACGCCUUGCCCGGAGCGUGGCCCUGGCUGGUCAGCAUCCAGAUCCCCACUCCCAAAGGGCCCCGGCACUCGUGUGGUGGCUCCCUCCUCUCCAACAGCUGGGUCCUCACUGCCGCUCACUGCUUCAAGACCAAUCGGAGAUCGCUGGCUCAUUGGAGGAUUGUGGUGGGGGCCACGGACCUCUCCCAGUUGCCGAGCUCCGUACAGACGCCGAAGGUGCACGGGGUGAUCAUCCACCCAGACUACAAUCCCCGCACGGAGGCCAACGACAUUGCACUGAUCCAGCUGGACCAGCCUGUGCUCUUCACCAACUACGUGCAGCCAGCCUGCCUGCCUCACGCCACGAGGGACUCCAGGAGCUCCUUCUCCAACUGCUACAUCAGUGGCUGGGGCACCACCGCCCAGAACAGUGUGAAGACAUCCGAUGUCCUGCAGGAGGCCAAGGUGAACCUACUAGAGGUUGACAAAUGCAACAGCAGUGAGUGGUACAACGGGGCCAUGAGCCCCUACACCCUGUGUGCGGGAUACGAGGAAGGAGGCAUCGACAGUUGCCAGGGAGACAGCGGAGGGCCCCUCAUGUGCAAAACCGACCCCAACUCCCGAUACUACGUGGUCGGCAUCACCAGCUGGGGGAAGGGCUGUGCCCAGGCAAACAACCCCGGGGUCUACACCUCCACGCAGCACUUCCUGGAGUGGAUCCUGGGGAAAAUGGCGAGCCAGAUAAAGGGAGGGGUCCAAGAGGAGACGCUGCCGCCCGGCCCGGCCUCUCUCUCCCACCACCCUCCUGGAAUCACACUCCUUCCGAACAGAAGGCCAACGAGGGCUACUGCAGAAGAGCCCCCCCCCGAGGAAGUGGCCUCGUCCACUCCCCUCAAAGCCACCACCAGGUUUCGGCUGACCAAUGCUCCUUCGGACGCCUCGGAGAAGGUUGCUGGACUUCCGCAGUGGCCCAUGACGCGCAAGAUGCCCAUGAGCAAGGAGCCCGAGCCCACCAUCCACGUGGGCCCCCCCUUCGUCCCUCUGCUGGCUUCACCUCCAGCCAUUGAACCCCCAUUUGUCCCUCAAGAGAAAAUGGUCACCCUGGAAGCCCCAUUUUUCCCCCAGGAAUCCCCUCCCACACCUCCAGCCCCUCCAUUAAUCCCUAAAGAUAUCCCUCCGACGCUCCUCGAGGCCCCCUUCGUCCCUGCAGAGCUGCCUGUCACGCUACAGCCCCCCUAUAUCCCUCAAGAUAACAUCUUCACUACCCCACAGCCCCCGUUUCUCCCCACAGAGCCCCCAUAUGUCCCCUCAGAGCUGAUGUUAACAGAGAGCACCCCCAAUUUUUUAAAGGGUUAUCCCGGGCUUCAGGCCCCAGAAUACGAACCCCCGUACAUCCCCUCCGAAACCUUUCCCACUCUGGACCCCCCUAACAAUUCUCCAGAGAAAUCUCACACACGGAGGCCCUUAAAUGACCCCCCCGUGACAGUUGUCGUUGUGAAGCCCCCCACUAGCCACCCAGAUCCCUCUACCUUUUCUCCAGAGGCACUAACCACACUGGACCCCCCUAACGUUUCUGAAGGAACAUCUCCCACACUGGACCCCCCUAACAUUUUUAAAGAUGACCCCCCCACACUGGAUCCCCCUAAUGUUUCUGAAGAGACACCUCCCACACUGCCGCCCCCCUACAUCCCCCCAGAAACACCUCCCACGCUGGAGCCCCCAUUCAUCCCCACAGAGCAAAGAGUCACUCUGGAACCCCCCUACACCCCCGAAGUGUCACGUCACACUCUGGAGCCCCCCUACACCCCUGAAGAGUCACAUCAUUCUCUGGAGCCCCCCUAUACCCCUGAAGAGUCACAUCAUUCUCUGGAGCCCCCCUACACCCCUGAAGAGUCACAUCAUUCUCUGGAGCGCCCCUACAGGCCCAUAAAGUUAUCUUUCACUCUGGAGCCCCCGGUCAGACCCACAGAGAUCCCUUUCACUCUGGAGCCCCCCUACACCCCCAGAGAGAGACCCUUCACUCUGGAGCCCCCCUACACCCCCAGAGAGAGACCCUUCACUCUGGAGCCCCCCUACACCCCCAGAGAGAGACCCUUCACUCUGGAGCCCCCCUACAACCCCCCUGAGGUGCGCCCUACUCUGGAGCGCCCAUAUACACCCCCAGACGUGCCUCCCCCACUGGAGCCCCCCUACAUCCCCCCAGAGAAACCUCCCUUUCAGCAAAGCCAACUUUCUGGAAACGCCUUAGACUCCCCUUGGAAGUCUAAAUACUUCCCGCUACAGACAGGUGCCCCCCUCCGGAUCUCACGGAUGCGCGCCAAGACCCGCCGGCACUCUGUGGAAGGGGCCCCCUUGGACACCCGCUCUGAUGUCCAGCAGCCCCUGCCAAAGGCAUCCAAAUAAGGCAGGCCAGGCAGAGGGUCCGUCCCGCUUCCAGCCCACCACGUGGCUAGCCCUCAGGCUGCCCUGCCAUGGCCCGGACCCCACACAGCUGUGCUGCAGAAGGUGCAGUCUCACAUCCCAAAAACUCUUGCCCCACAUCCCAUAACUCUUGCCUCCCUAGUCCCAUGGCCUCAAUCCGCCCUCUGGAUUUCCAAGACUGCCACAGACAAGCUAGGGGGGAACGCAGGCCACGGCAGAUGCAGGCCUUGUUCAGGUCAACCAAGAAGGAGUUCCCAUCUGAGAAUGGAUGGUUUGAUGCAUGCCCCCCCCCCCCGCCCUGGGCAGCAGUGUCACCUGCGGGAACGACAGAACAACAAUACACAGGGUGAGGAAUCUC
Molecule: messenger RNA, 3170 nt
Organism: Hemicordylus capensis (graceful crag lizard)
Lineage: Eukaryota; Metazoa; Chordata; Lepidosauria; Squamata; Cordylidae
Exons: 5
Coding region: 239-2794 (851 amino acids)
Biological process (GO): proteolysis; acrosome reaction
Molecular function (GO): serine-type endopeptidase activity
Source: RefSeq, a predicted model, not a curated record